AUGAUCGAGGGUGCUGCCGCAAACCCCGCUAGUCUGGGUGGUGCCUUCCGUGCCAAAGAGCUGGACUGCGCCCACGGCAGCGCAGCCACUGGCUGCGCAGCCUGCCAAUGGAGGACCGGCCUCGUAGGUGUCGCGCGCUCCCAGUGCAAGACGGCAGCUCACAAGCAGACAGCCCUUCUGCAUCGUCGCAAUCGGUGCCGCCUGGACAUCCCUCGUUCAGGAGACAGCGGGCCAGCAGAGCAUGCGAAACCGGCGCAGGUUCGCUGCGAUGCUGCCUCGCUCGGCAUCCCGUGCACCAACUGCACCGCCUUCUCCAUUGAGUGUCGCAUCCCCGCGCCGAAGCGCAAGAAGACGACGACAGCACGCGCCCGAGAUGCUGACAGAGCUGACCGUCGCAGCGACCGUGGAGACAGCGACGCCCGCUCGCCAGCAAGUCCGUCUGCUGAGCCACGCGACAAGACGGCGGCCUACAAUUCCGAGGAUGGCACGCCGGCCACGACCGUGUCCAGCGCGUACGCUGCGCAACAGGCCCGCGACAAUGGAACCUAUGUGCAGUUCAUGAAGCCAAAGUUUGCCCGGGCUCCCAUCAAAGAAGCCGGCCGUGUCGCGUACCUGGGCGAGUCGUCCAACCUGUCGCUACUCGUGCACGACCGCUAUGGGACGACCGAUGUGGUGCACUACCCACUGCCUGAGAGCAUACGGGGGACCAAGGCGCGGUCCAACGAGAUGGACAACAUGGAGAUUGAGAUUCUCCACCAGCGCGGCGCUUUUCUGCUUCCUCCGCGCGCGCUUUGCGAUGAGCUGGUCGAAGCCUUCUUCAAGUGGGUAGCUCCCGUUGUGCCUGUCAUCAAUCGCGGCCGCUUCAUGCGCCAGUACCGAGACCCCAAGAACCCACCUUCUUUACUGCUCCUCCAGGCAGUGCUGCUGGCUGGUUCACGAGUCUGCAACAAUGCGCAGCUCAUGGACUCAAGCGGGUCUACCACCCCCGCCGCAAUGACCUUCUACAAGCGUGCAAAGGCCCUGUUCGAUGCCAACUUCGAGGACGACCGCGUGACCAUCGUACAAGCACUCAUCUUGAUGGGCUGGUACUGGGAAGGGCCAGAGGACGUCACCAAGAACGUCUUCUACUGGACCAGAGUUGCCAUUGUCGUGGCACAAGGCUCUGGCAUGCACAGAAGCGUAGAGGGGUCCCAGCUCAGCCGGUCAGACAAACGUCUCUGGAAGCGCAUCUGGUGGACCCUAUAUAGCCGCGACCGAUCAGUGGCCGUUGCGCUUGGCAGGCCAGUUGCCAUUGACCCCGAGGACUCUGACGUUGAGAUGGUCUCGGAAGAUGACUUCAUCGACGACGAGACUGACCAUGCCGGUGAAUUUCCUCCAGAUCCAGUACAUGUCCAGUUCUUCAUCAACUACGUCAAGCUGAGCGAGAUCAUGGGUCUGGUGCUGUCACAGCAAUACUCAGUAGCCUCGAAACACCGCCGCGCCAACGCCAUAGACCUCACACAUAGCGACAUGGCGCUUGCAGACUGGCUGCAGCACUGCCCACCCGAAGUCCAAUGGGACCGACAACACCACCACUUCUGGGCGGCUCUAUUGCAUUCGAAUUACUAUACCACGCUGUGCUUGCUUCAUCGCGCACAUAUGCCGCCUGCAGGAUCUCCAAAGGCUACUAACUUGGACGGUUUUGGUGAAGGAGAGCAUGCUUACCCCUCUAGGAACAUUGCCUAUCAAGCCGCGGCCAUGAUAACGUCCAUCAUUGAGAAUCUCCGGGCACAUGAUCAGAUCCGGUUCACGCCGGCUUUCAUUGUGUACAGCCUGUUCUCCGCUUUGAUCAUGCAUGUCUACCAGAUGAAGUCCUCCAACAAGUCUAUAGUCUCAGCAACGGAGCAGCGGAUCACAAUCUGUCUGGAUGCGCUCAAGGAGGUGUCCAAGGUAUGGCUGGUCGCGAAGAUGGUGCACACUCUGUUUGAGUCUAUCCUCGGAAACAAACACCUAGAGGAGCGGUUACAGAGAGCCGCAGGCCGGAACCACCAGAAGAAGAGCAAGGUUCCUUCCGUGCCGCCGCCUCCACCGAAGCCUGCCGCUGAAGCGCCCAAGCGAAAGUUCGAUGACAUGGACCUUGGCUUCCCUGCUGUCAAUGGGCCUCCAGCGCCCCAGGUCUCUUAUGAGCGUUCGCGGCCGCAGACUCCUGCAGUCACGCCAUCACGCGAGAUGCAGCCUCAACAACCACCCAUGCCACAAAUGACAGCAGGCUCGCCGCAGAUGAAUCGACAGAACCACGACGCUUUCAUGGGUCCCUCACGCUCGGGGACACGUCCAACAACACCUUUCAACCCGUCUUACUCGUACCCCGGCACACCACCUGAUCUGUUCUUGAUCACUCGCGACACGCCCAACAUUAGCCAAGAGGUCUGGCAGAACUUUCAACCAGAUCAGCUCUUCCCAGCCGAUACCCAAGUCGCAUUCCCUGUUCCCAACCACAGUCUUGUUGAUCCUGCUCUGAGCCAGCCUCCGAAUAUCCCCAUGCAGCAACAGAGCGAUGGAAGCGUACCACCACCGCAACACCAGAUGCCAGCUGGCCAGAUGCAAACGCCAAUGGGAGCAGGAGGCUUUGAUCACAACAACCAGCAGGCGUGGGCGCAACAGAUGGAGAUGAUGUCGCAGAAUCAACAGCAGCAAGGUGCACAGGACGACACAUGGAGUCAGAGCUCCGGCGGGCGGCAUGCACCCAUUGUGCCCAUGAGUCUGAAUGUCGAUGAUUGGUUCAACUUCUUCGGUAUCAACGGGGAAACAGACAUGUCCCAUAUAUUCCAGCAGGGACCUCAGUAG
Messenger RNA from Parastagonospora nodorum SN15, 2826 nucleotides. RefSeq lists its product as hypothetical. Gene Ontology annotation, molecular function: DNA binding; zinc ion binding. Gene Ontology annotation, biological process: DNA-templated transcription. The record is from RefSeq and is a predicted model, not a curated record. The transcript is spliced from 5 exons. Bases 1 to 2826 code for a protein of 941 amino acids. Lineage: Eukaryota; Fungi; Ascomycota; Dothideomycetes; Pleosporales; Phaeosphaeriaceae.